AAAAUAACAAGAUUCAGUAUUCAUUCGUCAUUUUACUAAUUUAUACGAAUUUGCAAAGUUGUUUUGUCAAAAUGGAUCAACCAAAGCUUCUUCAGAAUGAUAAACAGACAACAGAGGUGUUCCCUAAAAAGCUUGAUACUUUUACAAUUAUUAACAAACGUUUUACACUCUCCUUUUUAAUGAAUAUUGGAUUUACAAUAAUGUUUUCUGGAAUUUUAUUGACUCAUGGAAAUAGAUGUUUGAUGUCAUCACAUGAAAAACCUGAGAACCCAUUUUUACAUGUAUCUGGUUUCUUAGUAGGGUACAUUUUAUCCCAAAUUCCAGCUGCCUGGGUUAGUUUAAAAGUUUCUCCAUUAAUUUGGUUUGGUCGAAGUAUUUUAGCGCAUUCAAUUCUAUUAUUUUUAAUUCCGUUUAUUGGAAGUAUUGGCUAUGGAUGUUUUGCAAUAAUGAAAUUUACUGAGGGUAUGGUAUCAGGUACAGCAUUUGUUGUAUUCAAUGCAUCUUGGAAAAAUUGGACGCCUGCCGCUGAUAGAUCUACAUUAAUUACAUUCGGUUUUGCUGGACGAUAUUUAGGUGAAUUUUUCGGAGAAUUAUUGGCAAAUAACUGUCCAGAAUUACCAGCUUGGAUAAUCCUAUCUUGUAUAAUUGGUAUUUGCGGUAUAAUAUGGUGGUUUGCAUGGAAUAAUAUGGUUUAUGAAUCACCAAAAAAUCAUCGGACUAUAAGUCAAAAGGAAUAUAAUGAGAUACAUUCAAUCAUUCAAGAAGAAAUACAACCAACUGAAGGUUUAUCAUGUACAAAAAUAAUUUUUUCCAUCCCCUGUCUAGUGUUGGUUAUUGUAAAUGUAUUUCGAGCAUGGAAUAGAAACCUCCAUGUGCAUACAAGAGGGGAUAUGUUCGCUUGUGUUAUAAAACUUAUCUCAUUCCCUCUUGCCGGAUAUUUUGCUGAUAUUUUAGUACGAAAAACGUCCUUAACAAGAAGUCAUGUACGAAAAUUAUUUAUUUCUGGCGUCUUUUUGCUUGAAGCUGCUUAUUUCAUAUUACUAACAUAUGCAGAAGGAAUGAAUAUGGGAAGUUGGUUCUAUUGUAUUGUAAUUUUCAUGGAAAUAUUAUAUAACGCAUCGGUUGGUGCAACAAUUGUAAACGCUGUGGACAUUGCACCAAGUCAUGCUGGGGUUGCAGCUGCAAUUAUGAGCAUUUUUUCGUAUUCUGUUUUCUUAAUAUCAUCAAAAAUGGAAAUUUAUUUGCGUCAAAUAAAUUGGCAUGUUGCGGUUCAUUUUAUAGCAAUAAUUGGACAUUUACUUGCUGGAGUAGUUUAUGGAAUUUAUGGAACAGCAAAUCCUAUCGGUGUAAAACACUAAAAUGUUCCCUAAAAUUAUUUAUAAGAAUAGAUUGUAAUUUUAAGAGCUAUUAUUUUUGGGAUAUU
This is a messenger RNA of Chrysoperla carnea, 1423 nucleotides long. Its product is annotated as vesicular glutamate transporter 3-like. Gene Ontology annotation, biological process: transmembrane transport; monoatomic anion transport. The record is from RefSeq and is a predicted model, not a curated record. Bases 72 to 1358 code for a protein of 428 amino acids. Lineage: Eukaryota; Metazoa; Arthropoda; Insecta; Neuroptera; Chrysopidae. Gene Ontology annotation, molecular function: transmembrane transporter activity. The transcript has 6 exons.